GGUCUAGGGUUUUAUGGCGCUUUGCCGCUUCUCUCGCGCACUCUCUUCUCUUCCAGAUCGCGCAUUGCGGCAAUUCGCUCCUGCGGCGCUGAGGAGAUCGUUCCCCAAGACGCGCCACGGCGUGACAUGGGACGAUCCCUACCACUGGCACGCGCAGUCGACCAUGGCUGGGACAAGGGAGCUCCAGUGCCAGAUCCGCCAGGAAAUGGCGAGCAGGAUGGAGAAGGAGCUCGCAUCGCCUCCAGAGCGCUGGGGGGAUUGGUACUAUUUUGUGCAUAUCCCGCAAGGGAAACAGUUUCCCAUCUACUCGAGACGAAGAGCCCGCCAAGGUGGAAGGCUGAAGGCUUUCUUUACAAGUUUUUUUGACAAGAACAGUGAAGUUAUGAUCGACAUCAAUGAGCUUGCUGCCGAGCACGGCCAUGCGCAGCUUGGAGUUUUUAAACUAUCCAGAGACCACAAACUGUUAGCAUACACGAUCGACUUGGGUGGCAACGAGAUGUUCACAUUGUUUAUCAAAGACUUGGAAACUGAUAGCCUCCUCCUGGAGCACAAAACCGAUGGUGUAGUAAGCGUGGAGUGGUCUGAUACUGGAGAAUAUCUUUACUACACUUGUAGUGAUGUGGCACAUCGACCUCACAGGGUUUUGUUGUGGAACUUGCGAUCUAAAGAUGAUGACAUUGCAAUUUAUCACGACGACAAUCCAAAGAACUUUGUUGAUGUUACAAGAACCAAAAACUGGCAGUACGUUUUGAUUAAUGUCAACUCGAAGACGUCCUCUGAGAUCCGAAAACUUCAGCCACAACAUUGCGGAAAGUUGCAGAUAGAGUUGAUGGCAUCCAGUAUUUCGUGGAACACCAUGAAGAGCACCUGUAUAUUCUUACCAAUUUUUUGGGCGACAAGAAGCUAGCGUCGCUAGGAAACAACUAUCGGCUUGUCCGCUGCAAGACAGAUAGCUUGACCUCGAAGGCG
This is a messenger RNA of Selaginella moellendorffii, 969 nucleotides long. Its product is annotated as protease 2-like. Lineage: Eukaryota; Viridiplantae; Streptophyta; Lycopodiopsida; Selaginellales; Selaginellaceae. The coding region runs from base 14 to 907 and encodes 297 amino acids. The transcript is spliced from 5 exons. The record is from RefSeq and is a predicted model, not a curated record. Gene Ontology annotation, molecular function: serine-type endopeptidase activity.